GUGACGUCAGAGUAAACUUCCAAGAUGGCCGAGUUCUUGAAGGGGCUACCAUCCCAUAAUGAACACAACUUCACAAAAUUCCACGCAGAUGCCAGCUGUAAAAGUACAAUACGAAAACCUGCUGUAUAUAUCUGUACAAAAGAUCAUCCAUCUGAACAAGUGAUAACAACAGAAAAGACCAAUAUAUUACUACGGUACUUGCACCAACAAUGGGAUAAAAAGAACACAAGUAAAAAGAGGGACUAUCAGCGAGCAGAGUUAGGAGCAUCUGAAGCUAGUCCAUCAAAUAAAAUGGCAAGAAGAGAAAGUGGGGAUUCCAGAUGAAGGAUGGACAAAAGCACUGAAAUCAUUCUCAUUUUACAUCGUAAUACACUUCAUAUAGUUCAUCUCUGUCAUGUUGUGACUUAUGUUCUCAGUUUGUAUUUUGUUGGAAUGAUAGUAAACAUCAGCGAUCUUGUGCCACAACUAUGUGCAAAUCUUUGUGCAAUACAGAGCAGAGUCGUUGAAGCAGCAUAGUUCCAUAAAGAAAGCUGGGUAUACCAGUGUGUAGACUGAUUUCUAUGAUUGUCCUGUUGCCCAGAUUUUUCAGCUAUGGCAUGCUCUUCACCAAAGAAGAUACUUCCAACAAAAAAGCACCAGUUAAACAUGCAGCAUUGACAAAUUCACUGGUGCGAAUGUGGAUUAAUGCAGUCGUCUAACAUACUCCAUCAAGCACUUGUGAAUACUUUAUUUACACAAGGGUAACAUCAUAAAAAGAAAAAAGAUUUGCCUAUUGGAGGAAUUUUUUUUGAACUUGAAUGGUGGUGCCAUUCCCUCAAAAUGUUUAUUGUAUAACAUACAGCAUUGCCAUUUUAGCUCCCACAGGAGCUUUGGAAAACCUCUCACUGCCUGUUCAUGUUACAAACUUGAUAAUAAGACAUUUUGACAAGGGGAUGACUCAGAAGCCUCUCAUGGACUUAUAGUUUUUUUUAAACAGCAAUCUUAUAGCAACUGUUCAAGAAGCAUCAAAAGAGGAAACAUCUCACUGCUGAAGGUUUUGUGUGUGAUUUAUUGUACAUGCACUGAUUUAAGAAAAUGUCAAAUUUUUCAGUGCAUUGACACAUAUGCACAGCUGAAUUGAUGCAGUAUUUUUUUCAACAUUAGAACUUGUUAAAGGUAAAGUAAUGUGACAAACUGAACUCUAAUAGUUUUGAUUUCCUCAUUUCUUCCUUGGUAUCCUCAUAAAUCCACAAGUCACUGAAUAAUAUUUUAUUCAGAAAGGGACUAGCUAUACUUCAAUCUUGAUUUAUCUAUAUCUGAAGUAAUACCAAGGACGUAAUGGGAAAAGUUUGCCUCACACAUGGUGUUUUUUGAUAUUGCAGUGACUAUGAUCAAUUGCUCCUACAAACGCUGGUUUUUUAGACCACGUGACAACAGCUUCAAUAUGGAAUUGCCAAUGACUGUUUACUCCCAGUGAGGCUGCAUUAUGUUAACUCCAUGUAAAGGUUGCUCAUCUAAUAGCUUCUUAUGGAUUUUUGUCUUACAAAGUAGAGCAGUUUAUUUCAUGCCUCUUCUGGAAAACUUUAUUUAUUUUACCAUGUUUUCAUUCAAGUCAUCAGUGUUGAAUUAUGUUUCAAAUGGUGCCAAUCUUGGCACUUUUUAUUCAUGUUUCUAUGUUGGAAUGAUGUUAUAUGCAGGGCCAAUAUUGGACCUAGGUCAAGUACAGCAAGCUCAGAUGUACAGUGUAGAAACUGUAAAUAAAAUCUAUGUAAAUGAA
This is a messenger RNA of Lingula anatina, 1756 nucleotides long. RefSeq names its product DET1- and DDB1-associated protein 1. The record is from RefSeq and is a predicted model, not a curated record. Gene Ontology annotation, cellular component: Cul4-RING E3 ubiquitin ligase complex. NCBI's taxonomy places the organism in Eukaryota, Metazoa, Brachiopoda, Lingulata, Lingulida, Lingulidae. Gene Ontology annotation, biological process: positive regulation of proteasomal ubiquitin-dependent protein catabolic process.